Molecule: messenger RNA, 1920 nt
Organism: Octodon degus (degu)
Lineage: Eukaryota; Metazoa; Chordata; Mammalia; Rodentia; Octodontidae
Gene: Tomm34
Product: translocase of outer mitochondrial membrane 34
Exons: 7
Coding region: 103-1032 (309 amino acids)
Cellular component (GO): cytosol; mitochondrion
Molecular function (GO): heat shock protein binding
Source: RefSeq, a predicted model, not a curated record
CCAUAGCGUGGGAUUGAAGUUGUCCAGUUAGCGCUUCCGCCCGGACCGUUCGGCACCGCUCUUGAGGGAACGAGGCGCUCCUCAUUCGCGGGUUUGGCCGGCAUGGCCCCUAAACUACCAGAUUCUGUGGAGGGCCUCCGCGCUGCUGGCAACGAGAGCUUCCGCAGCGGCCAGUACGCCGAGGCAUCCGCGCUCUACGGCCGCGCUCUGCGGCUGCUGCAGACGCGAGGUCCUUCAGAUCCUGAGGAGGAAAGCAUUCUCUACUCCAACAGAGCAGCAUGCCACUUGAAGGAUGGCAACUGCACAGACUGCAUCAAAGACUGUACUUCGGCACUGGCCUUAGUUCCCUUCAGCAUGAAGCCCCUGCUGCGGCGAGCUUCUGCCUUUGAGGCUCUGGAGAGGUACCCUCUGGCUUAUGUCGACUAUAAGACUGUGCUGCAGAUUGACAGUAGUGUCAUGUCAGCCCUGGAAGGCGUCAACAGAAUGACAAGAGCUCUCAUGGACUCCUUUGGGUCUGAAUGGCGCCUAAAGCUGCCUGCUAUCCCUGUGGUGCCUGUCUCAGCCCAGAAGAGGUGGAAUUCCUUGCCUUCAGAGAACCAUAAAGAGACAGCGACAGGCAAAUCCAAAGAAACAGCAGCUACAAAGAACAAAGUGCCUUCUGCUGGGGAUGUGGAGAGAGCCAGAGCUCUGAAGGAAGAAGGCAAUGAGCUUGUAAAGAAGGGCAACCAUAAGAGAGCUAUUGAGAAGUACAGUGAAAGCCUCUUGUUUAGUAACCUGGAAUCCGCCACGUACAGCAACAGAGCACUCUGCCAUCUGGUCCUGAAGCAGUACAAGGAGGCAGUGAAAGACUGUACAGCAGCCCUCAAGCUGGAUGGAAAAAAUGUGAAGGCAUUUUACAGACGUGCUCAAGCCUAUAAAGCACUCAAGGACUACAAAUCUAGCCUUGCAGACAUCAGCAGCCUCCUACAAAUUGAGCCCAGGAACGGCCCUGCACAUAAACUGCAGCAGGAAGUUAACCAGAACCUGAAAUGAAAACUCAAAAAGGCAGCAGGAACCCUCUACCUGACCUUCCCAGAAAAGCCAGGGCCUCCCCUCCUGUCUCCCCUGAGCCUAGCAUGCCCCAGAGGGAGUGCGCAAGCAUCCCUACCCAGUUCCUUGGAGGCAGCAGCUGUUCAUCCCUUGUGGGGUUUCACUUGUUCGAAUUAAGCCCAUUGUUAUCAAGCACAGACAUUUUGCUAGAGCUCCUCAGUCAUGCUAAAGGGCGAGGCUGGAGUGCGGUCCUCAUCCUUCAGACAGGAUCACGCAGGUCCUCACUAGCAAAACAUUUAGCUUUGUUCUUGCCCCAUGUGUGCUAGACUUGAGUGCUGCCUGUAGCUUCAGCAGACCACCCUGUUCUUUGCAAUUAAUCUGCACAGACUAUGCCUGAGUGGGGUGUAAAUGAAAAGUCCCGCCCACCAACACGGAGCAAGCAGCUUGUUGAGCUGGACCCCCAGGGCUGCCGCCAUCCCCACCCAUCAUCAUCCUGGGCAGUCUUUGCGUCUAAGCCCCAGUGCCUUUAGUCCUGCCCCUUUGGUGGGUGGGCAGAGCCCUGCCCCUGGGAGGCUCUGUCUUUGACUCUGCUGCUGCUGCCGUCUGCAUGGAGGAACCAUCAAGACCCCAGUAGUCACGGCUGCUCCUUGAGGGGAUCAGUGUCCUUCCAUCUUGGGCAGGAAUCCUGCCUUUUUCUCCCAGCAGUGGCCCCUCCUACCUUAGUUCUUUGUACCACUUUCAUUUGAAGUGACUGGGUUUGUUGAACUGUGUAAACUAUUGCAUUAAAAAGUUUUCUUUCACCCACAUCUGUUGUGCAUACCUCUUCAGAUACCUUUUCUGCUUUGUGGCUGGAACUUUGUAAUGGUAAUAAAAAUUACUGCUGCUUGGGUU